CCGCUAUAUAAAUGAAACAGAGUUUACUAAAAGUACAGCUAAAAGAAAAUGGCUAUGGAAAAGAGUAAUCCUCUGAAAGGAGGAGUUGCCAUUAUUCACAGACUUGUGGAUGGAAAACAUCAAUAUGAAGUGGAAAAAGUGGUGAAAUACACAGACAAGUCCAAGACCAGCUCUUUUGUAAGUAAAGGUGAUAAACUACUGAAGAUUAAUGGGAUUAAUCUGGAGGAUUUGAACCCAGAAUCUUUUACAGAAUUGCUGGGUGAAGGUUCAAUCUUGCUGACCGUGCAUCAGCCUAGUAAGACUCCGCAGAAAGCCCUGAAUAAAGCCGCCUACCAGGCUUACUUCAAAGAGAUGGCGGUCAUGAACAUCAGCAUGGAGAUGGAGAUGGAAAGAGAAGACAAAACUGAAGAGGAAGAAACAGCUGGUACUUCAGAUGAUAAGAAGGACCCUGGAGCCAGUGGUCCUCUUGAUGAAGGCAGGUGUGAGGCUGAGGACCUGCUGGUCGUGUCCCUCUCUGAAACCAGUGUCACCAUUGUGAGGGGGAGAGGCCACGAGAGACCCCCUGGAACCCGCUGCAGCACCUGCCACAGUAAAAACUGCAAUCUGCAUGACGUUGUUGUGCUGUCAAAAGCCAGCACGCUGACACUCGUGUCACGAGGAUGCCCUAAUUUAUUGCUGGAAAGGACACAGGAUAAUAUUAUAAUCCGGAGCCUGUUAAGCCAGAAUUACAUACAACAAAGCUUCCCUUCCGUUGUGUCAUCUCGACCACUAAGAAACCCAGAUUUAGCCAACAUGACCAUCUAUCAUUAUAAGUCUGACUACGUGGACGGACCCUUUCUUGGAACACCAGUUGUCCUGAACUUCACCAAAAGCAACUGUUUUCUGUGCUGCGAUAAAGACAAAGAUAAAGUGAUUCUUAAAGUUGAUGCUUGCCAUAAAGAAGAGCUUAGGCACAUCUCAAAUGACCUCCCCACCUGGCAAUUUGUAUUCUACAUGAAAGCAAAUGCAGAUAACGCUCGACGAUUUGAAUCUGCAAAGUACAGGAAUUGGUUUUUAAGCGAGCCCUUGAAGGGAACUGUGAGGAUGAAAUCCAAGGAAAUCGAAUCUGAGCAGUCUUUCUUUUUCUUUAUAAAAAAAAAUGCAAACGGGUAACCUCACUGUUCCACAUGUAACUGCAGUAUAUAAUCCUCUUAACUGCAGUCCCCUGCAUUAAUACGAGGUUCAUAUGGCCUUCCCUCUAGUAUUCUUAAAUCUCGAUGUGACCAAUCAUUCUAUAGGCAAUAUACUUUUUAUAGCCAAACGAAAUCCUAUAGCAAAUACUUCCUGUUUGAGAUAUUUAGUUCUGCCAUCCACAGCAAUGAAAUACUUAAUGGUGGUGUAUGUAGUAAUACAAAAAGAAAGGUUUAAAUUGUUUUGACUGUGUUUCUCAAUGUUCUCAAUGUUGAAAUGUGUUUUGAUUCACAUUGACAUAUCUCUGUGUUUGGAGUGGAUUUUUAACCAAAUUAUGUGUGUUCUGCAGAUGUUACUUUACACUACUUUUGGUAUUUAAAUAAGUUAACUAAAAUGAACUACAAAUAAAAUUGUGGAGGUACCUGU
Acipenser ruthenus (sterlet) is the source of this 1596-nucleotide messenger RNA. RefSeq lists its product as uncharacterized. Gene Ontology annotation, biological process: inflammatory response; immune response. Lineage: Eukaryota; Metazoa; Chordata; Actinopteri; Acipenseriformes; Acipenseridae. Gene Ontology annotation, molecular function: cytokine activity. The record is from RefSeq and is a predicted model, not a curated record. The transcript has 7 exons. Bases 49 to 1152 code for a protein of 367 amino acids.